This is a messenger RNA of Gadus chalcogrammus (walleye pollock), 671 nucleotides long. It is a transcript of the gene pmp22b, whose product is annotated as peripheral myelin protein 22b. The coding region runs from base 159 to 629 and encodes 156 amino acids. Gene Ontology annotation, cellular component: plasma membrane. The transcript is spliced from 5 exons. The record is from RefSeq and is a predicted model, not a curated record. Lineage: Eukaryota; Metazoa; Chordata; Actinopteri; Gadiformes; Gadidae.
CCUUGGCACUAAUUUAGUCCCAGGCAUUCAGAGCUAAGUGGAACUACUGCUGUGCUGUUUGGGGGGAAACUUGCUUUUACUUUGCCUUUCAAGUCGGACUCCUUUUUUGUUGUUGUUGUUGUUGUGGAAAUACAAGCACUAAAACCCUCACCGCCAGCAUGCUGCUCCUACUACUCGGGAUCGUCUUCCUGCACGUCGCUGCUUUGGUUCUCUUAUUUGUGUCAACAAUUACCAGCGUAUGGACGACAGGAAACAUCGGUACUUCGGACCUGUGGCUGAACUGCACAUCUGUUGGAGGGCUGCAGUGUAACCCCGCCAGCGCCGGAGAAUGGAUCCAGGCAGUCCAGGCCGUCAUGAUCCUGUCCAUCAUCUUCAGCUGCAUCUCCCUCAUCCUCUUCUUCUGCCAGCUCUUCACUCUGCAGAAGGGCGGCCGCUUCCUCCUCACUGGAGUCUUCCAGAUCCUUGCCGGUCUGUUUGUGAUGUGCGGCGGUAUCAUCUACACGGUGAUGAGCCCCAACUGGGUGCCGGAGACGGAAUCCUUCGGCUACUCCUACAUCCUGGCCUGGGUGGCCUUCCCCCUGGCCCUCAUCAGCGGAGUCAUCUACGUCAUCCUAAGAAAGCGAGAAUGAGAACCCCACCCUCCAGCCCGUGACGUGACCCGCCACUGACGC